This is a messenger RNA of Papaver somniferum (opium poppy), 2115 nucleotides long. RefSeq lists its product as uncharacterized. The coding region runs from base 1 to 2115 and encodes 704 amino acids. The transcript is spliced from 6 exons. The record is from RefSeq and is a predicted model, not a curated record. Lineage: Eukaryota; Viridiplantae; Streptophyta; Magnoliopsida; Ranunculales; Papaveraceae.
AUGGUGACUGAUAAUUGGAAUCUUCCAGUUCAUGGUACCUUGGAUUUUAUUUUUCUAUACAAGCUCAAGCGGCUUAAGGCAUCUAUGAAAAUUUGGAAUUUCCAGGUCUUUGGCAAUAUUAAUGCAAGAUUAAAGCAAGACAUGCUCAGGUUCGAGACUGCGGCAAGGAAUUAUGAUGACGACCCUGCCAAUUUGGUCAAGCUGAACGUUAUGAAGGAUGCUUUAUCCACUCUGCAGGAUACAAAGUCUCAACAAGCUGUUAUGUUAAAACAAAAGUCUAGAAAUAAUUGGUUGCUGGAUGGGGCCAGUAAUACGGCUUUUUUUCACAAUAGCAUCCGUUCUAGGCGAAGUAGAAAUGUUAUAUCUGAGUUGGUGGACAAUAGAGGCAACAUUAUUACUGACAAGGUUCUUUUGCAUAAUCAUGUGGUGCAUUACUAUGAGGAUAAAUUUAAUGGUAUGGAAGGCAUUAUCGAUGAUGCUUUGUUUGAUUGUGAGCAUGAUAGUAUAACUCUGGAAGAGAGUGCUAUGAUGGAUGUUGUUCCUACUCCGGAGGAGAUUAAGGAGGCUGUGUGGGAUUUGGGAGCUGAUAGUGCUCCGGGGUCGGACGAGUUUUCUGGUUGUUUCUAUCGUCAAUGCUGGGAUAUUAUCCAUGAAGACUUAAUUCAAGCUAUUAUUUUUUGUUGGAAUUUGAAGCACAUUCCUAAUGGGGCUAACUCUAGCCUUAUUAUUUUGCUGGAUAAGAUUCUUGCUACUCGCUUGGGUACAGUUUUGGAUAAAUUAGUUUUAGAGGAACAAGUGGCUUUCUUGAAGGAAAGAAACAUUCAUGAAAACAUCAGUUUGGCUUUGGAAAUGAUAAAUGAACUUCAUAUAAAGAGAAAGGACGACAACUUGGGGCUAAAGCUAGAUAUUUCUCAGGCUUUUGAUACAUCAGCUCGUAUUUCUAUUCUUUUGAAUGGUAUCCCAGAUGGUUUUUUCAGUAUUAAUAGAGGGCUGAGACAAAGGGAUCCUCUAUCUCCACUUAUCUUUUUUUUGAUUGAAGAUGUCCUAAGCAGAAACAUCUCUAAGCUUUUCAUCCAAGGUAAUAUGAAGAGUGUGCGUAAUCUUAUUAAGCUUUUGGAAAUCUAUCAACAUGCCUCUGGAAAAACUGUUUGUCGCCAAAAGAGCAAGGUUUAUUUUGGGGGAGGAUCUUUGACAAGAUGUAGAUACCUUACGGAUUUUUUGGGGAUGUCUGUUGCCCCUUUUCCAGAUCGUUAUCUUGGUGUUCAAGUUAUGCCAGGUGAUUCUAACACGAGAAGAUAUUUCUUUGUGGGUUAUGACAAGGUUUGUACUCCUUAUGAAGAGGGUGGCCUUGGUAUUACUUCCUUGUCUGUUAUAAAUGAAGCCCUUUUGAUGAAGCUUUCGUGGAAAAUCCGUACUUCUAAAAAUAAGCGGGCUAAAUACCUUGUUCCUAAAUUUUUUGGAAGAAAUGGAAAAAUCAAACGCAGAGGUGAAUGGGUUAUUGUUGAAGUCCAUCAUACAAGACUUGUUACUGCGGGUAUUAAUCUGUUAGAUUUACCAAGGCCUGUGGAAGGUGAGGACGUGCGCAUUUGGAUGCCUGAAUACAAAGGCCAAUUCACGGUUCAAUCUUCCAAGGAAAUUAUUAGACCGCGACAACCAAAAUUUGAAGGUGCAAACUUGUUAUGGAGACCAAGUAUACAUCCUUGUCUUGAGGCUCAGAACUGGAAAAUCCUUCGGGGUGCUUGUGCUUCUCUUGACCAGGUGCAUUCUCGUUUUAAAGUUGAAAUUCGAACUAAAUGUGUUUUGUGUUCUUGUGCGGAGGAAUCUCUCGAUCACAUUCUUUGGAGAUGCAACUUUGCUGCUAAAGCUUGGACGUGGCUAGCUGAUACCUUUGGGAUAUUGCCGCAUCCUAAUUUAGUUAUGGCAUUCAAAGCUUCCAAGGGCCGGAGCAAGAUGAUUCAAGAGUUAUGGUUGCUGUCGAUCUUAGUCAUAAGAUCUGAACUGUGGUUUACGAGAAACAAGAAGGUGUUUCGGAUAAAAAUCCUAACUGGUCGUUGUUUUUCAAGAGAAUUUUGUAUCAAAUUCAUGAGUAUUCAGUCCGGCUCAAGGGGUUUAUGA